AGCGCGUAGUCGUUGGUUCGUAGUCGCGGAGUCGAGUUCAGGCGUCCAGUGCAGUCAGUCAGUCAGUAUUGUCGAGCGUAAUUGGUUGAGCGAUUUUUUGCUUGCUUUCCCGGAGUGUGUGCCCUAACCCCCCUCGUUUAUACGAAGAGUCUUGCCCCGUGUUAGCCCGAUAUCGAGCGGUGAAACAGGAGCGCGCACUUGUGUAGAUAGAUAGAUAGAAGUGGCGGCAGAGCUUGCGGUGCCAAGUCGUGCUACAAUCUGUCCAAAAGAGACCCCAAGGGAAUCGAAAUCCUAGCCUGGCUAGCCGUUUCGUGACACGCAACUUCUCGUUCUCGUGCAACACAGUGUGUAGUUCCGAUUGGUGUAAUCACUUACGGUUGUUCUACGGAAGCUACAGAAGACGACGACGUAAUCGGAUCAGCUCGUCACAGCAGUGGGAUAGUACACAGUACACAGAGCAUUUUGGGAUUAAAUUUGGAACGUGAGAGAGUCCACAUAGUGUGAUCUGUUGUGCGGUGUCUUGAAGCGCCAGUGUGUCGUAGACGUCGAGAUCUCGAGAAAUCGAUCAUCUCGCUUUGGAAACUUACCGAGUCGGAACGAAUCGGAAGAAACCUCGUCGAGCGGAUCAACCAGCUGUGUCUGCUGCUACUUGCUCACACACAUCGAAAGAUCAUAACCCAAAAGGUGUUAAUCAUUAUCGUUUAUCUCCAGUGACUAAGUCGCGAUCGUGAUCGAGAUAACUCCGAACCCCCAAAAAAAGACACUCAAAUUCGAGAUUUCGCGAUCAGCUGCAGCGGCGACCUUCGUGUGAGUACCGUGAUCGUGUUGCGCGACAAUUCCCGAUCGUGCGUCCGAAUUCGGGUGCGUAUUUGGGCCAAUCGCGAUCGUGUGUGAUAACAAUAGAUUGCGCCGUUUCGCGGGCAGAGUUUCGCACGGAAUUUAGUUCAGCCGGAAGAAGAAGCCGCGAAAAAGGAGUUUUUUUUUCUACACAUUACCACAAAUAAAAAGUUGUGUGUGUGUGUGUUUGCUAGAGGAAAAAUAAAUUUGCAAUUAGUAACCGACCGACCGCCGCUCGCACACACGUACGCGUGUGGUUUCUCGAUCGUCGUCGUCGCCGAGUGUGAGUUAGGGAAAGAGAGGUGAAGAAGAAGAUCGAAGAAGAAAGCAGCGGAAAGAUAAAUCGGGCGCACACGGAGAGAGAAGGAGAAAAGUGUAGAAGGGUUUCGAGUUGGAGGAGUGAGAGCGUAGUCUUCGAAAGGCGAAAAGUGGAAGAUACAAGUAAUCACCACUACAGCAAACAAGCAACAGCUACAGCAACUGAAGAAGUUGAAAAAAAAAUAACGUCAACGACGACGCAGCCGAUCGUCGUUUUUGUUUUCUUUUUCCUGUGGACCGCUUCGACGGAAAUUUGUUUUCAUGAUAUCUGCUUGGAUAAAUCCCUAUAAUGAGAAGUGCGGAACUUUGAAAGUUCCUGACUCGUACAACGCGAGGAUCAUGGACGGCUAUCAUGUGCAAAGUCAGCAGCAGCAGCAGCAGCAGCAGGACUCCAGCUACCAGCAUCAACACAAUGGCUCCUACCAGCAACAACCGCAGCAGCAGCAGCAUCACUUGCAGCCACAUCAACAAUACCACAGCAACAAGCAGCAGUUUCAUCACCAACACAAGCAGCAGCAGCACCACCACAACAGCAAAGUGACGUACACGACGCAUAGCUACGCUCAAUCGGAUGCCGGGUUUGUGUCGCCGCCGCCGUCGCCACGCUCGAACAGCUCGCUAGCGAGUUGCUCAUCGUCGUCGUAUUCUUCGGGGUCUUCGUCGUCUUCGUCGGCCGUUUCGUCGGCGGCUUCGACCUCUUCGGGGCUUUCGUCGGCCGGGUCGGAAAAUGGAUCUUCGUACGAGAACUUGGACAAUUCGGCGCAGCGGUUGGCGGUGCUGUCGUUCGAGCAGGUCCGCAAGCUGGACGAGGUGAUGAACGAGCCGGUGGCGAUCCACGGGAGGGGAAACUUCCCGACGCUGGAGGUUCGGUUGAGGGAUUUGGUUAACAUUGUGCGGGAGAAGCUGGAGGCGGACAUUGGGUCGGGCGGGGCCGGGAUGAUCGUGAAGGACAUCCGGUUGAAUGGAGGGGCUGCUAGUCACGUGCUGGCGUCGGAGGCGCAGCCGUACAAUGAUUUGGAUUUGAUUUUUGCGGUGGAGUUCAGCUCGAACCGUCACUUUGACCGGGUCAAGUCGGCGGUGUUGUCGUCGCUGUUGGAUCUGCUGCCGGAGGGUGUGGUGAGGCGGCGGAUAACGCAGUGCUCGCUGAAGGAGGCGUACGUUGGCAAGAUGGUGAAGGUGAACAACAAUAAUGAUGGUGAUCGCUGGAGUCUGAUCUCGCUGGGUAAUUCGCCGGGGCACAAGAACGUCGAGCUGAAGUUUGUCGACACGAUGCGUCGGCAGUUUGAGUUCAGCGUGGACUCGUUCCAGAUCAUGCUCGACUCGCUGCUGCUGUUCUGGGACUGCACCGAGAAGCCGAUGAUUACGGAGAAUUUUUACCCGACCGUUGUGGGUGAGUCGGUUUACGGGGAUUUCCAGGAAGCGCUGUACCAUCUGCAGAAGAAACUGAUCUCGACGCGGCAACCGGAGGAGAUCCGUGGCGGUGGACUGCUCAAGUAUUGCAACUUGAUGGUGAGGAACUACGCCCCGGUCGACCAGCAGCGGAUAAAAACCCUGGAGCGUUACAUGUGCUCGCGGUUCUUCAUCGACUUCCCGGACAUUGAGCAGCAGCGGAUCAAGCUCGAGAGCUACCUGAGGAACCACUUCUGGGGCGAGGUCGAGGAACAUCUGCAGUACCAGUACCUGAUGCAUUUAUACGAUGUCGUCGAGCAGAGUACGGUCUGUCUGAUGGGCCACGAGCGCCGCCAGACGCUGAUGCUGAUCGAAACGCUCGCCAUGCAGGUCCUGUACCGUGAACAGCAACAGAACGGCGCCGCCACGAUCAUCACGACCACGAGCGCGAUGCCCCACCACCACCAGCAGCACCAGCAUCAUCAGCAGCAGCAGCACACCACCACCACUCUGCACCAACUCCAGCCGCUCCAAACUCAGCUCUCCCAGCUCAGCUUACAACCUCAGCCACACUCACCAGUGCAGCAGACCGUAAUCCACCACCACCACCACGCUCAGCAAGCCUCACCCCAGACGCAAACCCUGCAGCUGCAACACCCCCACCCACACCCUCACCCCCAGCAACAUCCCCAGCAGCAUCCCCAACAACCCCAGCAAACCCACAUCUCCCUGGCACCGCAACCGGCCGGCCUGUUGUACGCGAACGGAAUCUACUACGCGCCGAUCGUCCCAACCACGCUCUGCACCUGCAACACGACGUGGCUCACGACGUGAUCAGCUGACGGCAUCAACACCAACGCCGCCACCACCACCCUGCUAGUUGGAUCGAUCGACGACCAAGCUGCCGCCGCGGAAGAAGCAAACAGUCGUUUUACAAACAUUUUAGUGUCGAAUAGAUGAGAUCGCUAGGACAAGUCUCCUUCCUUCUGCCUUCCCCUCUGCCACCACCCUCGGUACCUGUUGUGAGAUGUGUGUCGCCGGAAGGUAACCCCCCAAUCAAAAAGUACAAUCUGCACAGCGAAAUUUAGGACCCCCCGCCCUCUCUCUUGCCAAAGAAUCUUUAUGAGUUCGAAAAAUUUCAACCCAGCAACAGCGAGGUGGCGUUUACGUUUGAUUUAAUUCCCAGUGUGACCCCCUCCCCCACCCUUCUCUUUGAUCCGCAGUCACUUAAGGAGGUAUUGGACUACGACAAAUAAACUCGCACUUUGUACCAGUUUGACAGCUUGCCUGCUUUGUUUGUUUGCAGAAACGUCAGCAGAAUUGUCAAACACGAAAAAGUGCGAGUUUUUUUUUGUCAUAGUCUAAAACCUCCUUAGGUUGAGCUAGCAACCACACGUGUAAAUAGUGUACAAACAACUAAAGCAACACACUUAAAUCUGUUGUAGAUAGAACAUUCACGCGCCGAUGUGUUUUUAUCAGUGUCUGUGUGUCUGUGAAACAAGAAAUUCAAACGAGAUAUUUUGUGAUAACACGCACCAAGAGUUACUGCUGCGUGUGUGUGCGUGAGAGAGUGAGGAAGAAAACGGGGCAUCAAAGCAAUUUUUAACUAGGUGUUCAUACAACAUAAAAAACGAGCAAAGUUUUAGACGAAUAACAAAGCAAGACUUGACAUUUUUGCCCCUCCCCUCAUUUUUCCUUGUGGACGCCAUUGUUGCUGGGUUUUUCGGUGAGAAAAGAAAAUAUUUUUUUUGAUAUCGUAGCAGGCCGUAGUGUGAUGAGAUUUGAAAUUUUGAGAUCGGAGCAAAACUUGAGAGCUUCAUCGAAGUUUUUUUUUAAACUGAUAAUUCUGUGUUUGAAACCCUGAAGAAGACAACUUGGUCUGUCGAAACGUCAAUAUUCGCAAUAAUUUUUGUAAGGUCCACAAUUUUUGACCAAAAGUUAUAAGAUUUUGUUUUAAUCUGUGAAUGAUUUAUAUCUUUUAACACCAAAUUUAACACCCAAACCAAAUAAAGAUGAUUUUUAUGUUUUUGAAUUAAUACUUGGAGAAUAAUUCCUGUGUGAUUUUUUUUGUUAAAAAUCAAUUAAAAAAAAGCUUUUUAGGCUCAUAUAGCAAAUUUAGAAAAAGGAAUGCUUUCAAUUUGAACAUUUUAAUUAUUAAUUUGAGUCAAAGAUUUUUUUUGAAAAUUUAUGUUCAUUUUACAAAAUCAUCAAUAGUACUUUUAAUAAUAGAAGUUUUUGAGAACUUAUUACGUAUUUGUACAAAAAAAAUGAUUUAAAAAUUAAAGCAAAGCUUUGCAUUCUCUGCCAAAUGUUAAAAGUAGAACAUGUUCAACACAAAACUGUAUUUUAUGAAAAUUUAUAUGAUUUGUGCUUAAAUCAGAACAUUUUUUGUCAUUAAAAAGUCAUUAAUUAAUUCAAUGAAAAUUGCACAAAGAUCAUAAAAUUUUGUGAAAUUUGUAUUUUUAAAUAAAAUUUUGAAUGUAUUUUUUUAUUUUAAAAAAUUCUUUUUUUUGAGAUUUGAUUUGUGAGAAUUUAUACAAAAUUUGCCUCUAAUUUAAUGAAAUGCAAAGAAACCUCUUUUUACGCGGUGGCGUUACGAUUUUUGUUACGUAGAUUUUUCUUAAACCAUACAAUAUUUUUGCAAGCUUCGAAGAGCGUUUUUCAGAUCUGAACAAAAUCUACAAAUUGUUUUUAAAAGAUUGCAAAAAUGUUGAAUCGUCCCAGAGAAUUGUACAAAUUAGAAAAAAACGUAACGCAUCGCUUCAAAACAAGUUCCACUGUAAAAUAACAUCUUUAGCAUUAUUUGGUUUUUAGAAUUUAUACUUAAAAAUUUUAAGAUUUUUAUAAAUAAAAUAUUUAAGUUUUUGAAAAGUAUUAAUACAGAGAAACCUCUUUUUACAGCGUUACGCGUUUUGUUGCGUCGAUUUCUCUCUCGACCAUACAACAUUUUUGCAAUUUUUUAAAAGCAAAUUGUAGGUUUUGUUCAGAUCUACAAAACGUUUUUUGAAGCUUGCAAAAAUAUUGUAUGGUUUAGGAGAAAUCGACGAAACAAAAAGCGUUCUCUGUAUAAAAAAAAAAUAAACAUGAAAUUCAGGUGAAUUUAGCAGUAUGCUGCUAAAAAACUUAUUAAUUUACUGAAAAACUAAUAUUUGAAAGUUGGCCCUUGUUCGACACCCGCCCUGGAAACUGUCAAAAUUGUGUCUAGUUACAAUUUUUUUACGCAAGCCUGCUUUGACCUAUAAUAAUUAUGUUUUUUUCUUGUCUGUAUUGUAAACGAAAGUUUUAAAAAGUAAUUUAUUUUGAUCCUAGCACCAUUCAAUUCGAAUUAAAAACAAGCAAAGACACUGAAAAUCAGUAAUACUAGCAGCACGGUCGUCGUUUGAUCGUUUGCCUCAUCGACCAAUCAAGCAGAAUGUUUUAACGGUGGCGCAAACUGAGAAAAAAAAUAAUUAAACAAGUUUCCUUCUUCCUCUGCAGAGUAUUUAGGCGGUUCUGAACAGAUAUCUGCCCACGUUUUCACCAAUUAAGGUGGGCAGAGCAUGAGAAUUAUUAGAAGAGAGUGUGAAAAUGUUGAAUUAAAAUGGCUGUGUUAGUCUCCCCCUUCCCUCUCCUCUCACCGUUUCUCCCCUACCCUUGAGUUGUUUGAGAGAACACGAAAAGUUGUCUAAAUUUUACUUUAGUCACGUAGAAGAUUUCCCCUUUCCUGGUUUCACACCUUCGUUUUGUAAAUGAAACAAAAAAACAAAAAGUCUAAAGCAUGUAUUAGCAGACAAAAUAAAACGUGUAAACUAAAUAAAAAUAAAAGAAAAAGAGUUUAAGAAGACUGUCCAAUCUGUUCGGAAACUGAAUGCCGUCUUGUUUAGGAAGAAAUACAAACAAAUAAAGAAAUGAUUAAAAAACUGAGACGAAGAGUUAAACACUGUAAAAAACUUUAUCCGGCAGCACUGCUGCAGCCGUCUGGCAACGCUGGUGUGCCGCGCUUGCCAGAACAGUGACCAGUUACUGAGAGAGAGACACACACACACCCCCCCACACACACAUACACUUAAGCUGUUGUUGGCACAGAAAGUAAACAAACAAAAAAAACAAGUUAAAACUAUUCACUGAUAGCUGGUAAGGGCCGAAGGAUCGAACUUAAGCUAAUCUAAAAGUGAGAGAUGGAGACGAGUUGAGAGAGAGAGAGAGUGAGUGUGAUUGCGCAGGGAGAAUCCUUCAAAGGGAGAGGAGAAGCAUCGACGGAAACGGAACUCAAGAAGCGAAAGCAAAAAAUAUGGAAAGGAAGAAGAGAGUUUUAAAUUAUGUCUAGUAAAGUGAGAAAAAGAAGAAGAAGCUGAUGAAAACAAGAGGAGAAAACUAAGAAAUAGAUGCAUAUUAGCAUGUAGAUGAUUACAUUCUCUGUGAUUAGAAAAUACGAAAACGAAAUAAAAACCGAAAAAUGUGAAAAUCCUACUAUAAAAAUCAUUUUUUUGAUUUAUUGUAACUAUAAUUUAAUAAAGUUCAAUUCAUUCUAGUUGCGGAAGAAGUGAAAAGCGUUGAUUUAAUAAAAUAAAUGAAAAUAUAUGAACGACAUGAUUAUGCAACAUAAAACACACACACACAUGAUUUACUAUAGUUUUAAAAUGAACAUUUAAAUAAGUUAUGAUCCACAUGCUGAUUAAUAGAUUUUAAUCAUUUAAACAUACAAGCUUCUUACCGAUAUGAAACUGUUGAAAACUAAACCUGUAGAGGAGGAAAACACUCAAAAAAAGUUUUAAAUGCUAGUUGGUUUGUGUCUAGAAUAAAGAAAAGCCAAGAAAAAAAUAGCAGUUUUGUUUUUUACUUUUGUAUUUCGAACGCUCUCUGACUUUUCAAAACUUCCCCCGUCGAACCUUCGACAAGCAAAAUUCCUAACCAAAAAAGAAAAACUCUUCGAAACGUCCCCCAAAACGACCCCGAGCCGAAGCCGAUCCUCGAACCCUUGUUUUGAACUUGGUCGAUAAGAUUUGACAGCCAGACGUCACACACCGUCGGUCGCAGCCUCUCUCUCUGCCUUCUUUUAGAUCGAAUUCACAAGAACUCCAAGAGACGAGAGGAUUCUCCCCAACCCCCCCAUUUUGUUUUGGUUCAAGCUCAACCCAAUACUGACUCACUGGCCCCUUAAUUCGACCCCAUGGUUGGGCACGACUGCGACGCCACCGCCAUCUUGUGUGACUGUCAGCCGCCAUUUUGUUUUUUCGUUAAUUUCGAUUCGUUCCCUUCAAUGACAGCGUUCGCGGAAGAUUUCAACGAUCAUUGCACACACAAACCAACAAAACAGUUUUGCAUUCCUAAUGACUUAAGAUUUUGUACGAAAGAGAGAGAGAGAGAGAGAGAGAGAGAGAGAAAACCAUCAAAAAACAAAACGAAACCAAUCAAUUUGUCGUUCAAAGCUAUCUAUUUAAUUGCAAUGAGAAGAAAAUCACACAACAAGCAUAACCUGUAAUCGAUAUACAAAACAUACGAAGAAAGAAAGAAUAAAACAAACGAAACUUUUACUACAUUCAACCCUAUGACUGUCAAAUAUAAAUUAUAAAGGAAACACACAAAAAGAAAACCAACAAAAAAAAAGCAACUUAAAGAAAUGAAUGUCGAUAAAGCAAAUUUCUGUGUUAUACAAACAAACAAAAAAAACAAGAAUUAUAUUACCGGAAGCGUCCUCAAUCAGCAGAUUCAUUAUCUAUUACACACACACACACUUACAAACAGAUAACGUGACAAAAGAAGCAACAGGUUUUAUCGGUACCAUUAAAAGAUAAUCCAUAGCUUGAAGUGAGCAACAUUACAGAAAAAAAAGUAUGAACAUAAGUAAAUAAACAAAACAAAAGAAAAACAUACACCGUGUAUUACUCUCUAAACUACCGUGUAUAUCAGUGAGUUGGAUCAAAAAAACCCAAGGAAAAGAGAAGAGAAAUCAAACAAAAAAUAAAUAAAUCUUAUACACAAUUAAAAAGAAAAAACAAAAAAAA
Messenger RNA from Culex pipiens pallens (northern house mosquito), 8528 nucleotides. RefSeq names its product terminal nucleotidyltransferase 5C. Bases 1417 to 3378 code for a protein of 653 amino acids. The record is from RefSeq and is a predicted model, not a curated record. Gene Ontology annotation, molecular function: poly(A) RNA polymerase activity; RNA binding. The transcript is spliced from 2 exons. NCBI's taxonomy places the organism in Eukaryota, Metazoa, Arthropoda, Insecta, Diptera, Culicidae. Gene Ontology annotation, biological process: mRNA stabilization.